Messenger RNA from Microthlaspi erraticum, 1047 nucleotides. NCBI's taxonomy places the organism in Eukaryota, Viridiplantae, Streptophyta, Magnoliopsida, Brassicales, Brassicaceae. The record is from the annotation of a GenBank genome assembly.
AUGGAAGAAGAACUCAAGAACUUCACCAAGGUUUGGAUUUCGGCAAUCAUCUCCAUAUCUUAUUGUUACUACUUAUCAACCAGAAUCAAAUCUGGAGUCUUGCGAUUACUCUCUGUUCUUCCUGUUUGUGUUUUGUUUCUUCUUCUUCCUCUGUUUUUCUCCUCUGUUCAUUUCACUGGAUCCAUUGCUUUUUUCAUCUCAUGGCUUGCUAAUUUCAAGCUCAUACUCUUCGCCUUCGAUAAAGGUCCUCUUUCCCCACUUCCACCUAAUCUCUCCUUAUUCAUUUCCUUUACUUGCUUCCCAAUCAACAACACUCGAGAAAACCCUAAGCCUAAAAAUCAUUUGCCCAAAUGGGUUUUCGCCAUUAAAGUUGUCAUCUUUGAUGCGUUUUUAUAUUUCUAUUGCAAUUGCAAACAUUACAAACAGACUCCCCCACCUAUCGUCCUUUGGUGUCUUCAUGUUCUGCAUAUUUACUUAGAGGUUGAGAUUAUUUUAAUGGUCGUCGUCAAAGUUCUCGUCUUUGUCUUUCUUGGGUGUGACAUUGAGCCACAUUCCAACGAACCAUACUUAGCCACCUCUCUUCAAGACUUCUGGGGUCGCCGGUGGAAUCUCAUGGUUCCGGCGAUUCUUCGACCUGCCGUUUACACCCCAAUACGGCGGGUCUGUGAGCGGAAGUUGAACUCCGAUCUGGCUAUGUUUCUAGGUUAUUUGACCACAUUUAUAGUUUCCGGCGCAAUUCACGAGCUGAUGUGUUUCUAUUUGACACGUGAGUUGCCUACGGGAGAAGUUACUCUGUUCUUCGUGUUGAAUGGGGUUUGUACUGCGGCGGAGGUCGCCGUGAAGAAGAAGUUUGCGCAGCGGCUGUGGAGAAUGAGUCCGAUGGUUUCACGACUGCUCACGGUCGGGUUUGUGGUUGUGACUAGUGGUUGGUUGUUUUUCCCUCCUCUGAUAAGGAAGGGCGUGAUCGAGAGACUCGCUAAGGAAGCCUUCUUGGUCAACGAUCUAAGAGGACUUAUCCGAUCUGGUUUUUUGAUUGAUCUAUACUAA